Danio rerio (zebrafish) is the source of this 2625-nucleotide messenger RNA. The record is from RefSeq and is a predicted model, not a curated record. NCBI's taxonomy places the organism in Eukaryota, Metazoa, Chordata, Actinopteri, Cypriniformes, Danionidae.
AUAGUAUUUUUUAUGUGGGACUUCAAAUCUCCAGUCUGCUGUAAAUCACAGUGAUAUUAUACUGAAAUCCAAUAUAAAAUGUUCCUUAAUGAAGACAAGAAACAUACAGUAUUCCUAUGUUUAGAGGGAAAGAGAGAGAUGUGUACUGCUGCAUUUUAAAGUGCAUAAAGCAAAACAAAAUGUAUAAAAAAAAUGUUUCUGACACUUUGGAAGUCACAAAUAAGUUGCUUAAAAAGCUCAAUCUUCCCGCUUUUGCUUUGCCAUUAUCAACACAAUAGUGAUUGCGUGAGCCAAGGGCUUUGAAACUCAACACCUAAAACCUGACAGAACCAAAGACAUUGUUUAUACUGUAUGUUUAAGUGUCAUAGCAGCAGUUCUUAAAUCUACAGGCUCGUAUACAGGACGAGAAACCAGGAAACUAAAAAUGACAAUGCCACUUAUAAUCAAAAGACCAAAGUCUUUCCUUCACAAGGACGUCAGACAGCUGAAUCAUAAAGAGGACGUCCAUCUUCAGAGGAAACUACACAACAUCAGCGCUAAAUACAGACUCAACCUCAGACUCCUGGAGCAGGAGCGAGAACUGGUGUUAAAGGAGCACAAACGCCUGCUCAACUUAAGGGUUUGUGAACCACGCGCCACCAUAAACAACACAAUGAGGGCCAUAUCAGAGGUUAGAACGGCAAGCGGCGCAAAACAAACACGGUUUUCAAAAUCCGCCCCAGCUUUCAGAGCUCUAUCAUCUGCAUUUGAGAAUAAUGCCGAAGAGAGGACUGCAAAAUCAGCAUCGCUUUCUGUCAAACAAGACGAUUCCUUUCCAUCUAUGACGUCCAGACAGAAAUUUAAAGCUUCAGAAAGUGGUCAGCUCUCUAUUUUACAUCUGAAAGACUUGUCGCUGAUCGACAGCAUCUCUGAGAAAGAGCUGAUGUAUCAGGAGGAGUAUUACAGGUGGUAUAAAGAAAGACUCAAACAACUGCAGAGAGAGAAACUGAGGCAGAAAAUAAGCAGUUUCCUCAACUCCAUUGAACAUAUUUGAAUGUUAAUUAUAAAACAAUCCUGUUGAAGAAAUAGUUCAGCUAGAAAUUAACAUUUAGUGUAACGUUUACUCACUCUCAAGCGGUGUUACUUUAAAAAAGUAAUACAUUACAAUCGCAAGUCACUAUAAAAAAAAAGUAACUAAAUGUUACUUAGUUAAUUUUUAGUGAAAGUAAUGUUUAAGUAUGUUAUUUUUGCCUUUUGUCUGCUCUUUUAUUUGACAAGGACACAUAGGGCUCUAAUUUAUCGACCUAGGAGCAAAGUCUAAAGCGCAUGGCACAAAAGCAAUAGGAACAUGUCCGAAUCAACUUCUAUUUUAAGCACAGAAACAUCCACUCUGACAGGGUUGUGCUUGUUCUCUUAAUGAGUUAUGAGUGUGUUUUGAGCAUAACGUGCAUUAAAUCAAUCUCUCAUCUCCCAUUACCUUUAAGAGUCAGUUGUGUCGCAUACUUUAAAGUAGACUUUUUGAUACAUAGAAAAAUCCUCAGAGUAAAAUUAACAUCUCCCACUGGUCCUACUCCUACAUAAUAACACUGGAGCAGAGUUAAAGUUCUGAUUGAAGCGAGAUUAAUGAACUCCUGCUGUUAAAAAGCAGAACUACUAAAGAAAAACAUAAAAUUACAUCCGAAUUCAGUCACAACCUUAGGCCCUGUUAUUCACACAAACAUGGGUUUUGUCUAAAUUGCAGCUUUUUUCCACUUUCAAAGAUUUUCAAAAGCGCCAAGGUGUGUGCUUUUUAGAAAAUUGAGAAAAAAGUUUUUGUUUACAAAAAUUCCUGUGUACCUGUGGACAUGGCAUUAGGAACUCAAGUGAAAACUCAAUGAAUCUCAGCUCAUCGGGAUCAUUAAACAACUGCACAAACAGAAUCAGCAGCUUUACUUUUUACUAAGCUGCCAGACUAUUUCUGUCAAACGUCUACAAAAGUCUGUUUUGAGAUUUAAUGAAAAAAAUUAUGCUUUGUUAGAUGAUGCCUUUGUGGCAUGUAUUUACGUUGCCACUACAUAUUUAUUUUUGUUUAUUUACACUAGUAUUUACUUUACUUAAUGCAAUUUUUUUCUUGAACUGCUGUAACUCUAUAGUGUGUGACCAAAUAAUCUCUACUCUUGGGAUUUUGCUGUGUAGGGAAUAAGAUUAAAUCUAUUGAAUUAUUUUUUAUAUAUUAAUAUUUGUAUUAAUUCAUAAUUAUAAUUUAUUAUUGCAUUAAUUAUAAUAAUUGUCUUUAGCUAAUAUUUAAACUUUAGUUAAAGACAAACUUUUUCAACUUUACACUUUUUCAUUUAUCUUUAUGACACACACUAGUCUGUUAGGGAAACUAGUGUGUUUAAUAAUUUUAAGACAAAUGGAUUAGUUCUUUGUGUUUUCAUAUUCAUUACCUCAUAUGCUAAAUAAUUUUAGGGGGGUUCAAAUCAAAUGGUUUUCUAAUUUUAAUCAUAAAAAUGUGUUUAUGAAUAUGCAUUGAUCUUUUGAAAGCAACUGUUUUUAGUAAGAAUGCCAAAUGUUCUCCUCCUGUUCAAAUUUUACAUUGAAGGGUUUUUACACCGGCAACUAUAGUUGCCGCAUUUUCCUGAAAAAAAAAAUUAAUAAAUUAAUAAA